CCUUAAACUUUAAAAACCUGAAGGAAGGGAUUGGGAAUGAAGUGAUUCUUUCCUUUCUAUUCUUUUAUUGUCCCGGGAAUAAAGGUGGAACCAGAAGAUAGAACCAAUUUGGCCACUGGUUUUAGAAAUAUCUUUUGAUAAAAGAGAGUCCUUAAUGGCAUCUCUACGUCUUUCCAGCGUACUGGUGACCGGUAGCAACCGCGGGCUGGGACUGGAGUUUAUCAGGCAAUUGCUGCAGCUGCCUCACCCGCCCCAGAUGCUGUUUGCUACCUGCAGGAAUCCCUCCGGCGCCCAGGAACUUCAAAAACUCGCGGCUCAGCACUCCAAUGUUCGGAUCCUCCCCUUGGAUAUGGAGAAUGUUGCUUCUAUCCAAGAGGCUUUCCUCUCUGUCACAGAUCAACUGAAAGGUUUGGGGCUGAACUUACUCAUCAACAAUGCUGGAAGGGCCUUUUCUGAUUCAAUCCACACAGAGUCUGAAGAAAACAUGCACGUGCUGUACCAGAUCCAUGUCUCUAGUAACCUAAAGAUAUGCCAGACAUUCCUGCCCUUGCUGAAGAAGGCUGCUCAAACAGGUCCUCAGGAUGCUCUCAGCUGUAGCCGGGCUGCUAUCAUCAACAUGUCUAGUACUGCAGGCUCCAUUUCAGAACUUUUAGGUUGGGAACUUGGUCCUUGUCUGUCCUAUCGCUGCAGUAAGGCUGCCCUGAACAUGCUCACCCGGUGCCUAGGUCUAGCCCUUAAAAAAGAAGGCAUUCUAUGUGUUGCUAUUCACCCUGGCUGGGUUCAAACUGAUAUGGGAACUAGCUCAACCUUUAAGCCUCCUUUGAAGAAAGAAGAAUCAGUGCAAGGCAUGCUGAAGGUCUUUUCUACACUUUCAGAGGAGAAUUCAGGGGGUUUCUACAGUUGGGAGGGAAAGACCUUGUCAUGGUGAAGUGACAGCAAGUGGGAGUUGGCGAUAGACAUCUGACUCCAAUUAUCUUCCACAGCAGCUCAGCAAUGACCAUCUCAUCUUCGUUGAUCACUGCCCUGAACUCUAGUUUCCUAUAAAACUUAUUUAACUGCCUUAUUAAACUGUUCUUAUUUUCCUA
Messenger RNA from Sarcophilus harrisii (Tasmanian devil), 1085 nucleotides. Its product is annotated as C-factor-like. The coding region runs from base 155 to 928 and encodes 257 amino acids. The record is from RefSeq and is a predicted model, not a curated record. The transcript is spliced from 6 exons. Lineage: Eukaryota; Metazoa; Chordata; Mammalia; Dasyuromorphia; Dasyuridae.